This is a messenger RNA of Penicillium verhagenii, 996 nucleotides long. RefSeq lists its product as uncharacterized. The coding region runs from base 1 to 996 and encodes 331 amino acids. The transcript is spliced from 3 exons. The record is from RefSeq and is a predicted model, not a curated record. Lineage: Eukaryota; Fungi; Ascomycota; Eurotiomycetes; Eurotiales; Aspergillaceae.
AUGUCUCCCAGUAGCACCUACUCCUACUACUCUACUGAAAAUCCCUGGGACGAAACAGUCAAUCUCGGGUAUUACUAUCAAUCAUCUGGCGGAAGCAUCUUUUACGCCAGCUUUGCUUUUGACGCCCUAACUUUCCUGGCCUUGGUGGGCUUUCUCGCCUGGGCAUGUACCAUCCGAGUUUCGAGCCGGGCUCUCAAAAGCAUUAUAGCCGCACUUGCCUUGUGGAUGAUCUCUCAACUCCUCUACGUUAUCUGGGAGAUCUUAAUCUUAUCGGACGCAACUGUGAAAAACUACUAUGUGAUCAUCUUCAUGCUGCAGGAUCUCUUCGGCGUGAUCUCCACCUGCCUGCUAUUCCUGGCCUUCUACCAAAUCAUCCACAAGCUUUUGAACCGUCUCACAGACACCGGAAGCCCAUAUACAGCUGUACGGAUCGUUCACUGGGUUGCAUUGGGACUCGUCUCCGCUCUCUCCAUUGCCGAGUGGGCAGUCUACGUCGCGGUCAAUGUCUACUCUGUCGAGAUCGUUAGCCUGUCCUAUCGGUUCUAUGAUAGAUUCGCCAGAAACUACGACAGGCUUUACAGCGCCCGUGUCAUUGUCUACUUCAUAAUGGCCUGUGAGAUCUUCAUGUGGACGAUCUUUGUGACCGUGAAAGCUGGGACGCAACGUUUUGUUUCACGGACGCCUCUAUUCUCUCUCAUUGCUGCAAGUCUAUGCUGGUUCGGAUAUAACUUGAUGUAUGGCGUCUACGCCAUUGUCUACGACUUGAUGUUCUCCUCUGGGGCUCUUGCCGCCGAGAUCAUCGAAUCAGUCUUCCAGUUUGUGUUCGUCGUUGGAAUAUUCUUGGGUCUUUUGUUCUGCAUUUCGGGAUGGUACAGGCUCGAUGAAAACCAUGCAAAGGCCCCGACCUCGGUGCAGCCUCACGAUGCUCAGCUUCAGGUUCCGUACCCGCAGCAGCCGUACCAGCAGCAAGGACCAGUAUUCCACCCCCAACCCUAG